GGUCCGUUCCUGUCCGCACAGACUGAGGGGAAUGGCUCUUGCCUUUCAGGCAGCUGAAAGUUCUUCCCAAUGCCCCCUAAAGACACCAGGGAUCAAAUGGACUUUUGGCGCACGACCGCCUGUUCUGCCACAGAACUGCAGCACCUCGCUCAGAACGACUGCGCUUGCCCACGCUUGAGACUGGAUUGUGGUUUUGGGGUUUUUUUUAGAAGAUGUGGCUUUUGUGUAAGGACCUUUCUGCUUUUUAUACUGCUAGAUUUUUGCAUUGCAAUGUUUAGAUGUCCUGGUAUUUUAAAAACAGGAUGCUUCAGAUUCCAUCCUAGAAAUCCUCGUUGCCUAAUUCCUACACAAACGUGGUACAAAGAUCAUGUUCUUGCCAACUAGGUCAAGGGUUUAAGACCCCGCCAUGGCCAGGGGACGGCAUUUCCUUGGCCCCCCUCAGUGUUACGCCAGAGGAAUUGGCAGCUGUACUCCUCCUUCCCACAGCGAUCCUGUUCCUAGGAAAGGCCCUGCGGCACCGGACACACAGCCGCGAGAAGGCAGCCCUCUGCUGAAGCAGGAGGGCCUCGUCCCUGUUGUGGGUGACACUCUAGGUGGAUGGAUUUAUUCUGAACAGUGUGUCCAGCCAGGUUCCCAAAGUUAAUGAUUUUCCAGAAGGUGGCUGUGAGCAGAUCCGAGAGCAAGAGGGAGAACUCCAGCAAAGCCCCAGCUCAGCAGAAACCCUGGCAAGGCAUCUGCGGCUGAAGUGCUCGGACAGCUGCUGGCUCCCAUUUCCCAGCACGCUGCCACCGCCCCUCCUUGCACAGUUAGAAGCGAGGCUCCCGUGCCUCUAAACUGGACUCUUAAGGCAGAACAGAUCUUCCUGCAGGAGACGCCGCCUCCUCCUCCUCGAAGGCCCAACUCUGAAGUCAUAAUGGCAGGAAAAGGCUACAACUCUUACCGGGUGGUGAUAUUCGCUGCCAUGUACAUUGGUUACACCUUGUACUAUUUCAACAGAAAAACGUUUUCCUUUGUGAUGCCUUCAGUCAUGGAAGAGAUAGACCUUGACAAAGACGACUUGGGGCUCAUCACCAGCAGCCAGUCUGCAGCCUAUGCCAUCAGCAAAUUCAUCAGCGGAAUCCUUUCGGACCAGAUGAGUGCCCGCUGGCUUUUCUCCUGCGGGCUCCUGUCUGUGGGCUUGGUAAACGUGGCCUUCUCCUGGAGCUCCACCGUCGGUGUCUUUGCAGGGCUCUGGUUCCUCAACGGGCUGGCCCAGGGCUUGGGCUGGCCCCCGUGUGGGAAGGUGCUGCGGAAGUGGUUUGAGCCCUCCCAGUUUGGGACGUGGUGGGCAGUCCUCUCCACCAGCAUGAACCUGGCUGGGGGGCUGGGCCCCAUCGUGGCUGCUCUGAUGGCGCUGAGCUAUGACUGGCGCACGACCCUGUCCCUCUCUGGCAUGCUGUGCGUGGCCGCCUCCUUCGUGUGCCUGCUCCUGAUUAAGAACGAGCCCUCGGAUGUGGGACUGCCCAGUGUUGAGCCAGGGCCCAAGAAAGGGAAAAGGGGCUCCUCGGCAGAUGACAGCACCUUGGCCGAGCUGCUGCUGUCCCCGUACCUGUGGGUCCUGUCGACUGGGUACCUGGUGGUCUUCGGAGUGAAGACGUGCUGCACCGACUGGGGGCAGCUGUUUCUCAUCCAGGAGAGAGGACAGUCGGCACUUGUCGGGAGCUCCUACAUGAGUGCCUUGGAAAUCGGGGGCCUGGUUGGAAGCGUUGCAGCAGGCUACCUGUCAGACCGAGCAGUGGCAAAGGUGGGUCUGUCCAGCCAUGGGAACCCCCGACACACGCUCCUCCUCUCCAUGAUGGCAGGCAUGUCUGCUUCCAUGUACCUCUUCCGGGCCACGGUCACAGCCAGCUCUCCCAAGGAAAGCAAUUCUUGGAUUCUAAUCCUCCAUCCUCUUGCACACCUUGUGGGCUUAACAGAACAUGAGCUGUGGAUCCUGCUGCUGGGAGCCGCAUUUGGGUUUUGCUCCUAUGGACCGAUUGCAUUGUUUGGAGUAAUAGCCAAUGAGAGUGCGCCAUCGAACCUCUGCGGAACGUCUCAUGCCAUAGUUGCACUAAUGGCAAAUGUUGGAGGAUUCCUGGCUGGGCUGCCUUUCAGCACCGUUGCCAAGCACUACAGCUGGGGAGAAGCCUUCUGGAUAGCAGAAAUGACCUGCACCGCCAGCACAGUGGCUUUUUUCCUCCUGAGGAAUAUCCGCACCAAGAUGGGCCGUGUGCCCAAGAAGGCUGACUGAAAUGCGCCGCUGGCUCGGGUGCGAGGAAGCCUCCUACAGCAGCCACCACACAUUGGAAGCGAGCAGGAACGGGGCAGAACCAAGUUCUUCCAGUGCGCUCUUGCCAGGGUGAACUCUUUGGCAAAAGCUUGGCAAGGUCUCACCACUGUCACUUUCCACUACUAGUUCUUGUUCCUAAUAUCAUAGGAAAUGCUACGGUUUGACUCUGAUGACCAAACCUUGCCUUGCUUCUCUGCCCGAGACAAGAUUUGGCAAUACUGAUGCACCAGCCACCUGCUGCUCUGGCAACUCAAGCAGCGUGCCCACGAGACUGGAGAGGGGACAGCAAGGGAGGCCUUUCUCCCUGGAGGGAGAGGGGGCUGCUUCCCACCUCUGUCGCCAGUAGACGUGAUUCGACACGCCCUUGCUAGACUCCUUCCCUUUCUGUGUGUCCCUCCUCCUCCUCCCUGCUGCAUUCUGCUGGCAGCAGUGUUGGGAGACUGCACACCAGUCCCACUAAGAUGUAAUGGGGCUGGAGCUGGUCAGGGAAGAGGGAAAGGCUUGGUUCUAGAAUGUCUGCAGCUUUGCCUCUAGAAGCGGGUUUCAUGCCUCGCUAGGCUUAUAAACUGCCUAAUGAAUACUUCUGGGGCUCAAUCAGGAACUGACACCCAGGAAAACAAAGAUAUUUGCACCACAGGCAUAGAUUUAACUCAAGGCACUACUGGCUCCACCCUCCAUAUCCUCUCAGUGAAGAAAUGCUCCACGCCGCAGCUGCCCUGGUCAAGAGUUCCCUCAGCAAUUCUGCAGCUGUGGAAUUCCAAACCACGAUGACCUAUCGUGAGGAGCCUACUUUGCGAGACUGAAAAUAGUCCACUAAGAUGUAUUCCUAAUCGUAAUCACUGUAGAGCACUGUUCACCGACAGAAAUAAAGGACAGUCCAGUAGAAUCCUA
Varanus komodoensis (Komodo dragon) is the source of this 3199-nucleotide messenger RNA. It is a transcript of the gene SLC37A4, whose product is annotated as solute carrier family 37 member 4. Gene Ontology annotation, biological process: phosphate ion transmembrane transport; glucose-6-phosphate transport. Gene Ontology annotation, molecular function: glucose 6-phosphate:phosphate antiporter activity. Bases 914 to 2269 code for a protein of 451 amino acids. The transcript has 10 exons. The record is from RefSeq and is a predicted model, not a curated record. Gene Ontology annotation, cellular component: endoplasmic reticulum membrane. NCBI's taxonomy places the organism in Eukaryota, Metazoa, Chordata, Lepidosauria, Squamata, Varanidae.